AAUUUGCGAGUGCGGAUGGGUUCGAGAUCGGGAAUCGUGACGGCCGGAAUAGUCGAUCCUAGGUCGGGAAGCGUUAAGUGUGUGUGCAAGUGAAUGGAAGAUAGGAUGAAUCAUGGAUCUUUGACGCACCGUUUCCAACAUAAGUAUUGCAAAGAUCAACCCUGAUGGUACGUAUCAGCAGUUAAUUGCCUCCUAAUCCACAAAAGGAACAAGUGCGCGAAUAAUAAUGUGUGCCUCGUGGAUGCCACUUCCACCGCCGCAAGAACAUCGGAACAAAAGCGAAUCAAAACAAAAACAUUCUCAUGAUGUCAACAAAUUCCGAACGCACCAGUCACCCGGCAGUUGUUAGGUAUGCUGUUCUAAACGAUCAUAGCAGAUCCUCGGAAUUAACUUCGGCGCCGCUUUCGACGUCAUCGCUGCUGGAUCCACUGCUACCAUCACAACCACCACCAUCAACCUACCGGCGGUGUUCGACUCCAGCUGUAACGAGCAUGCAAGGUGUAAAAUUGGUUGCACAUAUUUUGCCGCAGGCCGCCGUAGCCGAUGUCGAUGCGCGAAACAAAUACAUCUACCGAGAGGCUGCUGAUGAUGAUGAUGAUCAUGAUGGUGAUCGUGAUGACGAUGACGACGGCUGCGAUAGCAAGUGGUGGCAGCCUCGGAGUCACGCUGGUGCAAUUGGAAGCGACAGUAGUGUGCAAUUGCUCGACGACGACGACGACGGCGACGGCAACGGUGAUGAUCGCGAUCGAGUGCAAACCGAGCACGGCUGGUGUCCUAACUUCUAUGAGAAUGUCGCAAAUGUGGCAUUCGAGCGGCAAGCCUUCGGUAGUGGUUACGGGAAGCUGAGAAGAUGCGAGGAGAACAUUUAUGAGAAUAUUUGUGAAGACUGCGGCCGGUUGUAUAGUGCGGAAAAGUGUGCCUUUUGUUCGGUUGAGGACGAACUGGAAGUUGAUCGGACGAAGAAAGUCGGCAAAUAUAGUGCAAAGUUUCAGGAAUUUUUCGGAAAUUUUCGAAUAAAACCAGUGAAAUUUGGCGGUAGUGGUGGGACGAUUCAGGGUAAGCGAAAACUGUGCAAAAGUGACAUUGUGCACAAUGUGAACGGGUUCGAGGAUGUGUUUCGAACAAAUAAAUCGUUUGACCUUGGAGAGAUCUGUCGGAUGCGGGAUGAUGCCCGUUCGGAGGUGAUCGUUGAUGUGACUAAGGAUCCGCAUACGCAACGCUCCGGACUAGAUCGCGCGUCUCGGCCCAAAAGCGUCGAUCAGUUGGCGGCAACGGCAACGGCGACGACGGCUGAACGCAAUUCGCAGUCCACCGCCAGUCAAGCGGCAACAUCGACCGUAACAGCAGCAGCGGAGGAGAAAGUGCGGCUGAAAGUGAGAAGUGCCAGUGAAAAUUUGAUCGAUUUUUCCUCGGGACGGCAAAGUGAAGGUAUUUAUGAAAAUUUGGUAGCAGUCAGUGAUCGGUGCCGGUUCGGUGGCAUCAACGAUUUAAGUGCUAGUGAUGUUUUACCGCCACCACCAGUGCCACUGCCACCACCGCUACCGUCGGUCAGUGAGUGGAUGAGAUCACUGCUGGCCGAAACUGAAGAUUACUUCGACGAUUGUGAGGUGACUUAUCACGUGAAAAGCAUUCCGUCCGUAACGUUUAAUGAUGUGAGUGUGGGUUAUUGUGGCACUGCAAGAAGAAAACUCGAACUGAACGGUGACAAUCGGUGCAGUGAUCUGCGGUACAAAAUUGAAGAGUUUCGUCAGAACAUUAAGAACCAUCAACCAGUCAGGCAGUGCAAGUUGCAACCGGAUGAGCUGCUGGACCCAGUCGUGAUAACCUUUCGUACUUCGAUUUUCGAAGAAGCUGAAGGUACGGAAGAGGGUCCGCGGGACAAAUCGGAGUUUGUUUCUGGCUUGUUGAAUAUUUUCGAUGCCGUCCUAAAUCAAGAGAAGGAAGAAGAGCCACGUCAAAAUAUAACCGCUGAUACGAAUGGCCAUGCAAAUGACGUGAUAAGACCGUAUCGGGCGCAGGUAAACGAGCGCGAUAGCACGGCGAGCUACGUUCGGUUAUCGCAAAGCAAACAACACCCCGCAAGAGUCGCUAUAAAUUGUUUACUGGUGCAAAAGCAUUUGCUGGAAGUUAGUUUGUGUCGUGUUGUGAUUUCAUACGAACGUCGACUGAAAGUGUUCCUACUGGUCGACGCGGUCGCUAAGUUGUUGCAACGCAGUAGUAAAGUGCUGAAUAGGCGCCAAACCUACCUCAGAAUCAUGGGCGAUUAUUGCGCCAACUCGUACAGUCCGUUACGCGAAUCGGUUGAGAUCGACCGAUAUUUCCGGUUCCUGGAAAACAACGAAUCUAUGAUUAAUUUUGCGGCAGCCAAGAGGCGCCGUCGUCGUAGAGGUGAGCUUAUAAAUCCCGAGCUUCAAAGCAAUUCGUCAAACGAAAUCAGCUGUAGUAGCACCACGAGUGGAGUGCAUUCCGACUGUGGAAUGCCGGUGGAAGAGCACAUAUAUCAACCCAUUUGGACUUGCAAAACUGAAGGCUCUGAACCUGUAUAUGAAUCUCCCCGGGAACACAUCUAUGACUAUAUUAAGGUGCAAUCGGUACGGGAUGAGCACGAAUGGAAGGUGGUGGAUGAUUUCGCCUUCUCGAAGAGCAAUCGUCGAGCAAUUAGUCAUCGGCCGGCUCCACCGAUUCCGAACCGAAACCUACGCCAUCCACUGGAUCGGUACCGAAACGUUUGCAUACUGUACAAUCCGGCAGAACCGGCUAGCAAUCGAAUCGUGUACAACUAUCGGCGUGACUACGUCUUUGACUACCGCGUCAAGGGUGGUGACGAAUCGACGGACUCAGGUGCGUCAUCGUCCGGGGAAGAAGCGGAGGACGACGACCUGGAGUUUUGCGAUAGCUGUGCAGAAUCGGAUGCCGAUGAUGAGGAGGAAGACGAGCGGAAGCAUUCUCGCGGUGUAAUUUCUGCGGAAAUCCCAAGUAAAUACAGCUGCUACUCGAUACCGGACUGCGUCCAGUAUUGGAAGUUUAUGCUGCUGAAUGUCAACUACAAUGACGACGAGGAGGAUGUGAUUAUGACCGAAAAGACACUAACCGUCAUUGCGCAAAAUGUCGACACAAGUCUACCAAUUCCUGCGGGAAACAGCAGUCCCAAAGUACUUCCCCAAACGCCCCCGUCGCCUUCGAUACCGAAUCUUCACCAGGGCCUUAAGUUUACCGGUACUACAGUUAAAAGCAUAUCGCACAUCGCCGUUUCGGACAGCUGUCCCGGGACGUACAAAUCGAAAAGUAUCGAAAACCUGUCGGAUGUCGGUUCCCAGACGAAGGAGAAAUCACCAACCCCGGGGAAGCGGGAACGGUUGCGGAAUAUCCUGAAGCCAGUCAGUUCCAGCUUUAUGCGAAAUUCCGAGGAUGGAUUGGUGUUCGGUGUCGAGCUGGAUCAGGUGGAACGUGACGAAGUCCUUCAGGUGCCACGAUUUAUCGUGGAAGUGGUGGAAAUUCUAGAGAAAACGGAGUACCUCGAAACUAGUGGACUGUACCGAGCUUCGGGGAAUAAGAAUUCCAUUGAAAACAUCAAGAAGAAGAUGAAUGAGAAACGAUCGCCGAAAAAGUACGACUGUCUCAAGAAGCAGGACGUCCACUCGCUGACGGGGUCGCUGAAGCUGUUCAUUCGAGAGUUGAAAUCACCGCUGAUACCGAGGGACGUGUACGAACAGUGUGUUCAGAAAACCAAAGAUGAAGCUGAAACCAUUGAAAACAUCAAAUUAGGGUUAGAACGAAUGAAAAUUAUCAAUAGGAAUACGCUAAAGUACCUAAUUCGUCACUUGAAAUGCGUUCAUGAGCAUAGCCACGUGAACAUGAUGAACUCGUCCAAUCUGGCCAUCGUAUGGGGAGCGUGCCUUUUUGCUUCCACGCUCGGUCUGAUGGAGAGCUACGAGAACAAUGACUUAGGUAGGAUUAAUACGCUUGUGAAGCAGUUGGUUGAUCAUUACAGUAAGAUUUUCUCCAGUGAUAAGUGAAAGGACCAUUAGUCAACAGACACACUCUUUUUUUCGGUUAGCUUGUUGCCUUUUUAUUGUAUAUUGUAAUGUAAUUUACUGUAUUGUUGUAGGUUAAAUAUUGUUAUACAAAAAAAAAAUGCAGAACGA
This is a messenger RNA of Topomyia yanbarensis, 4145 nucleotides long. RefSeq lists its product as uncharacterized. The record is from RefSeq and is a predicted model, not a curated record. Gene Ontology annotation, biological process: regulation of GTPase activity; signal transduction. NCBI's taxonomy places the organism in Eukaryota, Metazoa, Arthropoda, Insecta, Diptera, Culicidae. The coding region runs from base 303 to 4016 and encodes 1237 amino acids. Gene Ontology annotation, cellular component: cytoplasm. The transcript is spliced from 7 exons.